Molecule: messenger RNA, 1569 nt
Organism: Camelus dromedarius (Arabian camel)
Lineage: Eukaryota; Metazoa; Chordata; Mammalia; Artiodactyla; Camelidae
Gene: CHRNA5
Product: cholinergic receptor nicotinic alpha 5 subunit
Exons: 8
Coding region: 1-1569 (522 amino acids)
Biological process (GO): signal transduction; response to nicotine; synaptic transmission, cholinergic
Cellular component (GO): neuron projection; plasma membrane; postsynaptic membrane
Molecular function (GO): acetylcholine receptor activity; acetylcholine-gated monoatomic cation-selective channel activity
Source: RefSeq, a predicted model, not a curated record
AUGUGGAGCAUCUGCUGCACGCUCAGUAUACUGAGCACAUCCCGGUGGAUGACAGACACAGCUGCGGCCCGUCUGCGGUUGGUCACUCAGGUGCCCUUGCAGAAGGUGCUGGGCAGUGCAGGGCAGGAGUCUCAGCUACAGAUAAGCAUGGACCUGACUGUAGUAGCAGGAGAGGAGUGGGCUGUGGAUUCCAGACGGGAAGAGCGUGCCGAGGACAGCUCGGGCAGCGCGGAGUCAGUGGGCAGCAGGGAAGGGGGUUGCUGUGCAGGAUUAGCUGAACCAUCCUUUAUUGCAAAACAUGAAGAUAGUUUGUUUAAGGACUUAUUUCAAGACUACGAAAGAUGGGUUCGACCUGUGGAACACCUGAAUGACAAAAUAAAAAUCAAGUUUGGCCUUGCAAUAUCUCAAUUAGUGGACGUGGAUGAGAAAAAUCAGUUAAUGACGACAAAUGUCUGGUUGAAACAGGAAUGGAUCGAUGUAAAAUUAAGAUGGAAUCCUGAUGACUAUGGUGGAAUAAAAGUUAUACGUGUCCCUUCAGACUCUCUUUGGACCCCAGACAUUGUUUUGUUUGAUAAUGCAGAUGGGCGUUUUGAAGGGGCCAGUACGAAAACCGUGGUCAGGUACGACGGCACUGUCACCUGGACUCCGCCGGCAAACUACAAAAGUUCCUGCACCAUCGAUGUCACGUUUUUCCCAUUCGAUCUCCAAAACUGUUCCAUGAAAUUUGGUUCUUGGACUUACGAUGGAUCACAGGUUGAUAUAAUUUUGGAGGACCAAGAUGUAGACAAGAGAGAUUUUUUUGAUAAUGGAGAAUGGGAAAUUGUGAGCGCAACGGGAAGCAAGGGAAACAGGACGGACCGCUGUUGCUGGUACCCUUACAUCACUUACUCGUUUGUGAUCAAGCGCCUGCCUCUCUUUUAUACCUUGUUCCUCAUCAUACCCUGUAUCGGGCUCUCCUUCUUAACCGUACUUGUCUUCUAUCUGCCUUCAAACGAGGGUGAAAAGAUUUGUCUCUGCACUUCAGUGCUUGUCUCUUUGACCGUCUUCCUUCUUGUCAUCGAAGAGAUCAUACCCUCGUCUUCAAAAGUAAUUCCUCUGAUUGGAGAGUACCUGGUGUUUACCAUGAUUUUUGUGACACUGUCCAUUAUGGUCACCGUCUUCGCUAUCAACAUCCAUCACCGUUCUUCCUCCACGCAUAACGCUAUGGCUCCGUGGGUCCGCAAGAUAUUUCUUCACCGGCUUCCGAAACUGCUUUGCAUGAGAAGCCACGUGGAUAGGUACUUCAGUCAGAAGGAAGAAACUGAGAGCAGCAGGGGACCAAAACCUUCUCGGAACACGCUGGAAGCUGCGCUUGACUCUGUUCGCUACAUUACAAGACACGUGGUGAGGGAGAAUGACGUCCGGGAGGUUGUUGCCGAUUGGAAAUUCAUAGCCCAGGUUCUUGAUCGGAUAUUUCUAUGGACUUUUCUUCUGGUUUCAAUUGUUGGAUCUCUUGGGCUUUUUGUUCCUGUUAUCUAUAAAUGGGCAAAUAUAAUAGUGCCAGUUCAUAUUGGAAAUGCAAAGAAGUGA